Messenger RNA from Rhipicephalus sanguineus (brown dog tick), 1908 nucleotides. RefSeq lists its product as uncharacterized. The record is from RefSeq and is a predicted model, not a curated record. Bases 1 to 1908 code for a protein of 635 amino acids. NCBI's taxonomy places the organism in Eukaryota, Metazoa, Arthropoda, Arachnida, Ixodida, Ixodidae. The transcript is spliced from 3 exons.
AUGGGCGGAUCGGGCUCGCGCGCUGCAGCUACAGCCGACCGGGCGCAGCAGCAGCAGCAGCAGGUCCGACCCGACGCUCUAGCCCUGCAGCCCUCGGCCUGCCGGUCGGGACCACCGCUGCUCGCGCCGAGGUACGUCAUGUUCUUUCGGCGCGCAUGGAGCAGGCUGCGCAAGCCGUCGAACGCCGGGGCUCCGUACGCGACGGAUGCCGCCGUCUGCGACGCCCCAGCAGGAGCGCAGUCGUCGUCGACGACGUCCGGCGGCACUUCGAUCGCGGACGGCAAGGCGGCAGGAGGGACUUCAGCAAGAGCCACGUCCUUGAUGGGCGGCAUGGCUGCCGUGUCCUCGGCGGCGGAGCAGAGGAUACAGUGGCGAAGGGCUGGCCGAGACCGCAGAAGAACCUGGGGCUUCCGCAAGCUCAAGACGACGAGCGAUUCGGCCGUGUCAAGUCCGGAGGGCGCCCCGGCUGCUCAGCAGCAGACGCCCACCAACUUGGCGGCGGACGUCGCCGCCGGCGUCGCGGCUGAGGGCGCACCACGGAGUCCGCCCGCGAACAAGCCGGCUGGCGAGUCGCCGCAGGCAGGACUUGCGGUGGGCCGCGAACCAGACUCCAGUGCGGCGGCGCCCGCGGCUCCGGGAGCGGAUGACUACGCCUGUCUCGCGGAAGACGACAUCAACUGGUCCACCGGCUACGUCAAGCUCUGUUGCAUGCCGGACGCUCUCAACCAAGAGUGCAGCUCCUUCCAGGACCUACGCAAGGGUCCGGACGCUUUCCCCGCGACCACGGUUCAAAGUCAGGUGGUCGUGGAACGCGUUCACAGUGUCGAACAGCGGGUCAACCUCCGCGACGGCAGGUCCGUCUUCGGAGAGACCACAGAACGGAUAUGCUACGGACGAAGGACUUCGCAGCUCACCGUCUUCAAAGGCGACGGUACUUCGGAACAGACAGCGUGCGAACUCAUGACAUUCGACACGAGCGGUCCCACGGCGACGGCAGUCCUCCAGAGGUCCGUCGUAGUCCAGCAGAACCGUUCCAGCAACCAGUGUCCUGGACGACAGACGUCUGAACCAGGCCUGGUCGACGACGCGACGUGUGUUACGGUCGUGCGAGAGCAGAAGGUUCAGGCGACUUCUACGGCAACUGGUGGCGUCACGCUGGAACCGACCGAGACCCGUCGUUGCGCAAGCCUGUCCCCAACGGCACCAGUGGUGGCGGGGAACUACUGCCCGGUCGGUCUUCUCAUUCAACCUCAGCAUCAACAACAGCAUCUUCAACACUGCUGGGCCAACUUCAACGACGACAGCGGCGCCGGCAGGGGUCGUGCUAAUGCACAACGUCGGGAGGACUCGGUCUUCAACAGCGGUUCCUUCCUGUACGCUCUAAGGCACAGUCCUUCCGCCAACUUCCCGCGUCCUCACCCACCUUCAGGUCAUCAGCAGCAGCACUGGCGCGGAGACCGCGGAAGCCUCGAGAACUACGCCGCCAGGGGUGACUUCAGCGCCGGAGGCGUCUGGAACCAUCACCGCCAUCGCCUCAACGCUUCGCGAGAACGUUCAGGUUCCGGGAUCAGUUCCGAAGACGACAGCGGCGUCAUGGCAGCAGCGCGAAGGUCGACUUCGCGCCGUAAGUCGGGGUCCACGGCGAAGGCGUCCUUCGACGAUGGAGACGUCGCGGACAUCUUCAUGUUUAGCGAAGACGACGACGACGACCUAUGUGCCGAGGAAGAUCUCUGUGCAAACGGCGGCAACGCGGUCGCAGGACCGAUGAGGCCCGGCAGCGGUAACAACCGCAACUUCGAGGUCAACCUCGGAUCUCGGGACACUGGCGCUACUGCCGCUGGUCACAGAGUCGUUGAGGACGGUUCCGGAGACAACCGGGCCAGGAUAGAGUUGGCCGUACGCAUCUAA